AUGUCCGCAUACUACGGCAAUGAACAGGCCUGGCCCGCUGGCCGCCAGCCUUCCUGGGAGGGCCCCGCCCCGCCCUCGCGCUCCGGCACCAGCUCUACCGUCCAGCGCGAUGAGCCCGCCGCCUUUGCCUCGCAAAUAGAAGAGGUCGAGCGUGCCAUUGACAAUCUGUACAAGAGCGGCAAGAUGCCCAUGUUCGGCGUGCCCGGCAUGCCGCCCGUGCCUGGCGUGCCGCGCCGUGACUCGAUGCCACCGAUGGGCGGUCGCCCGUACGGCGGUGGUGAGUUCGACCCGCGCAUGGCCGGCGGCCAGCGUCACCACUCGGUAAGCGACUACGAUGGCAUUCGCUCCAACUCGACCUCGCAGAACCUCCAGGGGUACUACGCCAACCAGCGCUUUGCGCCGCGUCCCAACGAGACCGACCAAAUGAUGCAGGCGAAGCGGCGCAUGGCUGCUCAGCGGGAACGGGAUCUACGCAACUAUCACCAAGAGCAGCAAUACAACCGGAAUAUCUCGGGAGCCAAGUCCGACCGUUCAAUGUCUCCAAACGCCAUGAGUGAGGACGAGCGCCGUGAGCUCAUCGCGCGCCAGCACCGUGCCCUGUACGGCGAAAACUCCAACCUUUACGCCGACGGGACCGCCCGCCAGUCGAGCCAGGACGCCCGGGUCGCAACGAGCCUCGCUGGCCGGGGGCCCUCGCCGCUCGCCUUCGACCCCUUCGGCAUGCAGAGCAGCGGCGGCGAUCCCGCGGUGCAGAUGCCGGUCCGUGAUGGCAAGGAUGCGAACGCCGGGGCCCAGCGCUCUCGCGCCAACAGCACUUCCUCGCCUUCGUCGAACCCGAAUGCGUCCUUCAGCCUGUUCGACAAUGCUCAGCAGUCGAGCAGGACCUCGACCUCGUCGCCCACGGGCGGCUCUCCUCCUCGCGGCGGCUUGAAGUCGGGAGGAUCUACGGGUGUCGCGCCGAUCGGUACUCGUCCGACGCAGGCCGCAGGCCAGGCUGCGAACCCGGCGCUCAACAAGCGCUCGACUACGCCGCUGCCGUCGCCGUUGAGCUUCGGCUUCACGGCGAGUGACCAGAACGGCAACGAGCGCUCGGCGUCGACGUCGUCCAACCCCUCCUCGAGCGUCACCGACAAGGGUGGUGUCGCCGGCCUCGGCUGGGGCAGCAACAGCGGCGUGUGGGGCUCCUCCAAGAGCUCCCUCGGCGUCCAGGCCUCGGUCUGGGGCUAA
Lasiodiplodia theobromae is the source of this 1227-nucleotide messenger RNA. RefSeq lists its product as uncharacterized. The transcript has 5 exons. Lineage: Eukaryota; Fungi; Ascomycota; Dothideomycetes; Botryosphaeriales; Botryosphaeriaceae. The coding region runs from base 1 to 1227 and encodes 408 amino acids. The record is from RefSeq and is a predicted model, not a curated record.